CUCUUCAAAAUGGAUAGUUAACGUUUCGUCAUUGAGUGUUUUAGGCUUCCCAUUUUUCGAACUUUUAAUUAGAGACGAUGAGAAGCACCGGUUAUUCAUUUUAGUUGAUUCUGAGGUAACAACCAAAGAGCCGAUUAAUCGAUUUUUAACUCUUCCAUAGUUUCUUCAUGGCAGAAGCUCCGCGGGGCCAUGUUACUAUCACUCUCGGACGUAGUGGCCAGGUUGUGAAGAGGUCAGGAUCUACAUCAGAUGUUGAUCUUUUGGAUUCUCAUCAUGUUGCUGGAACUAAGCGUUCUGUAAGGGAUAGGUUGGGAGGCAACGUAGAUAGUUCCUUAUUGAGUCGGCUAAACAACAAACGACAAAGAGGUGACGGUCAUACAACAAGUUUCAAUGCUACAGAUGACCUCCGGUUUAAACUCAUGCAAAAAAAUGUGUUUAGACGGACUCAGAGGGACAAUAACCCAAAGGGCAUGUACCUUCGUCAAAAGUUGUCAAGAAUGGGACAGCCUCCACCUAACAGUUAUGAGAUGCGUCAGGAAAUUCCUGAUUUAAGGGAGCAAAUACCUGAACCUAGAGAUCGAGUGCCUGAAUCAAGGGAUACCAGCAUCUUGGGCAAAAUUCCUUCUACAAGAAGUGUGGAUGAUUUUCCUCAUGUGACCACAUCAAGGUCUUAUUCUCCUUGGACUUUAGAACAUUUAAGACGAAAAUCUCCUGAAAGAAUAAUGGGUGCUUCUAGGGGUUUAUCUCCCUCAAGAAAUGUUGAGCUACAGAGAAGGCCAGUUAACAGGACACCUGAUUAUGUGAGGACUGGUCCAUACACAGGCAAUUAUGUUCUUGAUGCUUCAAGGCCUGUGAGUAAAGCAUCUUUUGUUACGAAAUCCACAUUGCCUGCCACUUCCGCUAAGCCUAAGCCACCAGGGCCCCCAAUUCCAAGUACAAUUCCUCCAAGCAAUAUUGUUCAAAAAGUUGUCGAUGAACGACAAACUGUUGAAGGCUUUCUAUAUUCCCUGGGACUAGGGAAAUAUGCUAUUUAUUUCAAGGCCGAGGAAGUGGACAUGCCUGCAUUGAAACAGAUGAGGGAAAACGACCUUAAAGAACUGGGAAUACCUAUGGGACCUAGGAAAAAGAUUCUUCUUGCUCUCUUGCCUCGUUCCAAAAGGUAACAACAACCGUGAUCAUUAUUAUCAGUUUUUGAUUGCGUUCAUGAAUCUUAAACCAGUGUAUCUCUGCUUUGGGGUUGGAAAGAAAAUGACCGAUCAGUUCAGAUGACAAAGUUUCGAAUCUCGAAUA
Messenger RNA from Hibiscus syriacus, 1290 nucleotides. RefSeq lists its product as uncharacterized. Gene Ontology annotation, molecular function: protein binding. The transcript is spliced from 7 exons. The record is from RefSeq and is a predicted model, not a curated record. Lineage: Eukaryota; Viridiplantae; Streptophyta; Magnoliopsida; Malvales; Malvaceae. The coding region runs from base 168 to 1163 and encodes 331 amino acids.